Molecule: messenger RNA, 1494 nt
Organism: Dujonia railenensis
Lineage: Eukaryota; Fungi; Ascomycota; Pichiomycetes; Serinales; Debaryomycetaceae
Source: the annotation of a GenBank genome assembly
AUGCUCAGAAGGUCUGCUUACAAGAACCUUCAACAGCGUGCGAGCCAACUUCAGCUCAAGCGCUCGGCUUCGCAAUCAGUUGCUUCCAUCUAUUUUCCCAGUGAACCAACUGCUCCAGUAUUGAAAACGGAGUCCAUUCCAGGGCCAAAAUCUGUGGAGUUGAAUGAAGAAUUAGGUAAAGUCUUCGAUAACAGAGCAGCUUACUUUGUCAGUGACUACAAGCAGUCCAUAGGAAACUAUUUGAGUGAUGCAGAUGGAAACAAGUUGCUCGAUGUUUACGCCCAGAUCUCAUCCAUUGCUCUCGGUUACAACAACCCAGAAUUGCUUAAGACCGCUAAGCUGGAUGAAAUGGCUAGUGCCAUCAUUAACAGACCAGCUUUGGCAUGUUUCCCACUGGCUGAAUACGGCCAAGUGUUAAAAGACGGAAUACUUGCUGCUGCUCCAAAGGGCAUGAAUAAAGUCUGGACUGCGCUCUCUGGAUCAUGUGCAAACGAAACAGCAUACAAGGCAGCCUUUAUGUACCAAGCUCAGAAAAAGAGAGGUUCUUUGGACUUUACUCACGAAGAGUUAUCUUCUGUAAUGGAAAACAAGGCUCCUGGUGCUUCCGAUCUGGCUAUUUUAUCUUUUGAAAAGGGUUUUCAUGGUAGACUAUUCGGUUCAUUAUCCACUACGAGAUCAAAGGCAAUUCACAAGUUGGACAUUCCUGCCUUCCCAUGGCCAGCAGCUCCAUUCCCUAAAUUGAAAUACCCAUUAGAUAACCAUAAGCAUGAAAACCACGCCGAAGAAGAUCGCUGCCUUGGAGAAUUGGAAAAGAUCAUUAAAAACCACCCAACCGACAUUGCCGCAUUGAUUGUUGAGCCUGUCCAAUCGGAAGGUGGUGACAACCAUGCUACUCCAUACUUCUUCCAAGGUGUAAGAGAUAUUUGUACCAAGUACGAAAUAUUGAUGAUUGUCGAUGAAGUGCAAACUGGUGUCGGAGCUUCAGGUAAGUUUUGGGCUCAUGAACAUUGGAACUUGACGACCCCACCAGACAUGGUCACUUUCCUGAAGAAAUUCCAGGCUGCCGGAUUUUACUUCAAGAAUCCAGACUUGCAACCUGCUCAACCCUACAGACAAUUCAACACUUGGUGUGGUGAUCCAUCUAAGGCACUUAUUGCUAGAACUAUUUAUCAAGAAAUUGAAAAGUAUGAUCUUGUCAACAAGACUCAAGAAGUUGGUGAUAUCUUGUACAAGUCGUUAGAUACAUUGUUAUCCAAAUACCCAACCAAGAUGAAGAAUUUAAGAGGUGAAAACUUCGGUACCUUUAUUGCUUGGGAUUUCACUUCUGUAUUAGAAAGACAAGAAUUUUUGGAUACCUGUAGACAAUAUGGUGUCAACAUUGGUGGAUGUGGAGACUCGUCAGUUAGAUUGAGGCCUACAUUGGCAUUCGGAGAAGAACAUGCUAAAUUAUUUUUAGGAAUUGUUGAAGAAAUCUUCUUGAAGUUAUACAAAUAG